AUGCCAAAAGCAUAUGACUGCUUGAGUGUAAUUUUGAAACAUAAUGUUUUCUUGAUCAUGAUAUUCGACUUCCUUUUGCCUAAGGCAUUCGUUUCCCUUAGAGAAAAUUUGAAACAAAAUGAAAUUCCAGUCAGGGCAGUUGACAUUCCUGGUAUCUGUACAUUUCCAUCUUUUCACACCUAUUUCCGCCACAUUAAAGAACAUUUAUCUGUUUUCUGCGGUUCAUGUUCCAUUGGAAACAUUGUUCUGAAUCUGAACUAUGAACUAUGGCCCUUUGGCUGCAGCAAUGCCUGGCAUGUAACAUACGGAAUUGGGCAAGAGAGAUUGGGUCAUGCUUGGACGCUUAUCCUUUUGACAUCUCUGCUUCAAAUUUCGUUUGUGUCUUCAGAUGGUUUAGCUUAUCUUCCAUCAGAAAGCAUUUUUCUCGACUGUGGCUCUUCAUUAGAGCAAAGCCAAUCGUAUAAGGGUAGAAACUGGUCAUCUGACAUCGGCUCACAAUUUGCAGCUUCUAAUUCAGAUAGCAACUCGACUCUCUCCAAUGCCUCUAAAGGAACAACAGUCCCUGGAGUCCCUUACAUGACUGCAAGGCUUUUCUACUCCAAAUUUUCUUAUACCUUUAAUGUGACCCCAGGCCCAAAGUUCAUUCGUCUUCACUUCUAUUCAGAUUCUUAUGGAGGUCUCAAUGCUUCCGAAUCUUUUCUGACUGUCACUGCUGGUCGCUACACACUCUUGAGAAAUUUCAGCUGCUACCUCACUGCCAAAUACUUGAAAGUGGAUUACUUUUUCAAGGAAUUCAUCAUUCAUGUUGAAAAUCAUACUCUAGAGUUGAUAUUCGGCCCUACUUCGGAUGCUUCUAAUGCUUAUGGCUUUGUAAAUGGAAUAGAAGUUGUUUCCAUGCCACUUAAUCUUUACAUUCGUGGCAACGACGUAUAUCUUCCUUUUGUUGGCUUCCAUCCGAAUGUGCUCUCAUUUGACUAUAAUUUUGCCCUGGAGAUGGUUUACAGAGCAAACGUGGGAGGCCAAACCAUUUCCCCCGAUCGAGAUACUAGAAUGUUCCGCACUUGGAAUGCUGAUGAGAUUUAUAUCUUUGGAGCUGCUUUUGGCCAGCUAGAUUAUGAUCUCACUCUUCCAAUUCAAUAUUCAAAGAUGGUUCCAGCUUACACAGCGCCUGAAGAUGUCUACCGCACAGCUCGUUCGAUGGGUCAGACUAAUGAGAUCAACAAGAACUACAACUUGAGCUGGUUCUUUCCAGUGGAUACUGGUUUUAAAUAUCUAGUCAGGCUCCACUUCUGUGAGAUUGUGCCUGGUAUGACCUUGGAAAACCAGAGGGUGUUUUUCAUAUUCAUCAAUAAUCAAACAGCUGAAAACCAGGCAGAUGUGAUGGUAUGGAGUAAGGGGCAUGGUAUCCCUGUAUAUCGAGACUAUGUUGUGAUGAUUCCGCUACAAACUGUUGGGAAGCAGGAUUUAUGGCUGGAGCUACACCCCAACAUCCAAGUUAAACCUGAGUACUACGAUGCAAUCUUAAAUGGAGUGGAGAUAUUCAAGAUAAGCAACUUCGAUGGAAACCUUGCUGGACUCAACCCUCCCAUAGAUGAGUCUAAGUUUCAGCCUUCUGCUGCACCAUCCAAAAAGUCGAAGAAAGGAUUACCAAAGGAAAUUAAGUACUCAAUUAGUGGGGCAUUUCCACUCUUUUUCUUUCUCGUUGUUUUCUUGGUGAUCAAAACAAAGAGAAUAUGGAAAAUGAAAAAAACCAAGGAUUCAUCCCACUGUCGCUCUUUUUCUUUUAAUGACAUUAGAAAGGCAACUGACAACUUUGCUAAUUCACUGGUUAUUCUCGACUGGGGCUUUGGGAAGGUUUACAAAGGUUCCAUUAAUGGUAUAGCUACAUCAGCAGCUAUCUUGCGAAUGGCUAAGGCAACAUCAGAAGAAUGUUUCUUUGAAGAGAUAAAAAUGCUCUCUCAAAUUCGCCAUCACAACAUCCUCCCUCUGCUAGGCUUUUGUCAAGAAGGCCUCGAGAUGAUCCUCGUGUAUGAAUACAUGGAUAAUGGCACCCUCUCCGAUCAUCUUUACGAACAUUUGGAAGAACGGAAGAAACCUCUGUCAUGGAACCAGCGCCUCGAAAUUUGCGUUGGAAUUGCAAGAGGCUUGCACUACCUCCACACCGGAAAAAAACGCCCCAUCAUACAUUGUGAUAUCAAUUCCUCCAACAUCUUGUUAGAUAAAAAUUUGACAGCCAAGAUUUCAAAUUUUGGAUCAACCAUGACAUCCCAAAUCAGCAAUGGCUCGAGUAUGGACGGCAGCAUUGGUUCUCUAAAUCUUGAUUGGGAUAAAAGAUUUACUACAAAAACAGACGUGUAUUCAUUUGGGUUGGUGCUGUUGGAAGUACUCACUGGAAGGCCGGCGCCUGCGAAUCUUAAAGCAGAAAAUGAUGAGAAUGUAAGCAGUGGUGAUGAUCUCGAAUGUUUGAUUCCACCAGCAUCACAUUGUCUUGAGAAGGGAGAUACUGAUCAACUGGUGGAUCAUCAUCUGAAAGGAGAGAUCUCACCGGAAUCUCUUCGAAACUUUGUAAAGAUCACAAAACAAUGCUUGGCAAAGAAAGGGGUCAGGCGGCCAUCCAUGAGUGAAGUGCUUUACGACUUAGAGCAACUGCUGAUGCGCGGGGAUAGCGACUCAAAUGCGUCAACAAAGUGCCUAUACCCACAAAGCAGCUCGGAUUUGAUGCUUGGGGUGGAGUUUUCUGAUAUCAUGAUGUCUACUAGUGGACGGUGAUCAAUUAAGUGCUAAAACUAUGCAGGUUUUUCAAUCCUUUAUGGAACGAUCAGAUAUAUUACUCACAAGGGAUUUGUUCAAUUGGUAAAAGGAGUUUUCUUUUCUCAU
Molecule: messenger RNA, 2877 nt
Organism: Durio zibethinus
Lineage: Eukaryota; Viridiplantae; Streptophyta; Magnoliopsida; Malvales; Malvaceae
Source: RefSeq, a predicted model, not a curated record